Messenger RNA from Procambarus clarkii (red swamp crayfish), 648 nucleotides. Lineage: Eukaryota; Metazoa; Arthropoda; Malacostraca; Decapoda; Cambaridae. The record is from RefSeq and is a predicted model, not a curated record.
AUGCCAGCUAUAUCUGGCUCCUAUCAGUAUACCUGGUCUGUGGCAUCUCCCGUGGCACCAAAUAACUCGUUGGCUACAACACGACAAGUAGACUUUCCUUCUUCGUUAGCUUCACAACCACAGCACUGCUACCCAGCUAAUUCUUUACCACAGCUGUCUUCACAAAACUUUCCACAUGUGACAACUUCUCUUCCACCUACCACUUCUAAUCAUGCAUGUAAUGCUUUAUCACAACCAUUAUACCAAAAUCAAUGCACAAAUUCUUCCCUUUCUUCAGAUACAUCAGACCAUCAAAGGGUUUCCCCUGUUCAGACUACUUCAGUGAUGUCACAAAGCCCACUUUCCACAUCAUCUCAACCUACCUCACAUAAUGUUACAACAUCUAACCCGACUUCCACGUCACAACAGAUCAUUACUACCAGUUCCUCGUCAGGUACAUUACAAAGUCAUUAUGCACCAAAAGCAGUGCAACAUGUCCUUAUGGUCAACCCUCCCCAUAAUGCUUUACCGAAUAGCUAUUCACCCAGUGUUCAUGUUUCCCCAACACAAUUGAUAUUAGAUAAAAACAACUCGGGACUAUCUGGUAGCCAGCAACUAACAAACCAGAAAGGUGGAGCCACAGCCCAACAGACUUAUAUGCCAAUGUAG